ACUCAGUCCCGUCCGCGACAAAAUCGGCCGUUAAUCGACGAUUAGUCGAGUGAUGUACCGCGCGCUUCCGGGAUCAUCGAAGAUCCAGCCGAGGAAUACGCGGCGAACGCGUGAAAAAGGAGGACGUUUUGGUUAGACGAACGAAACCGGAAGAAAUAUCAAGUGGAACGAGAAGGGAAAUCCAUCUGACACGGAAGGAACAUGUACACGCGCGGUUAAAGUGUUUAAAGAGAAACCCCCAAAAGUCCCGGUUUAAUAGUCACCAAUCAGCCUAAGACUCAAUCGUCUUCUCUUCCAAAUACGCUACCAAAGCGUUCUCCGAUACAAUCUUUGAGCACUCGAACGGCAAUAUUCGUAAUCAGGAUCGAAACAAUUGAUGCUCCGAGGGUGGUAUACAGAGAAAAGAAAGUCUGGUGCGAGUGCUUCGAGAUUUAGGGUCGUUGAAUGGAGCUCCAAUUCAUCAUGGACGGCGGCGCAGAUGCUCUGAACGGGACGAUAUGGUUUCCCAACACGCCGUCUCCGCCGUACGAGCAGCUGUCUCCUGUUCGUCAGAACAGAUGCGACGUCAUCGCCACCCAGCACGCGUCAAUGGGAUAUCACAGUCAGCAAAAUUGUUUCUGGCAGGACAAGUACAACUCGCCUGAGAACUCUCCGGAGGACGGUGUCCAGAUACAUUCGAACAGCGGAUCGCCCCAACAUCUGAGCCCAUCCACCGACCAUACCGCGAAUUGCCAGCUGACCAGCCUGAAACGACGUGCCGGGGAGCCGUUGCAGCAAAUCACAGAGCUCGAGAAGAAGCAUGCUAGAAGAGACGGAUCUGUCGGAAGCAAUGGUUCUGGACAAGGUUGGUCGACUCAGGUGGAGGAACUGGCAGAACAUCUUGCCGCCGAUUUCGAUGGAUCCCUAUCGGCACUUGCAGCAUCCGAUCUCGCGACAGCCGUCGCUUCUUACAACAUGAGCGAAGCCCUCCUCGCUCUGCCAUCGCUGACGGUCUUCAAGCAAGAAGCACCAUCGCCAGAAAAUCAACAAAAUUCCAACUUGAACCACGUGUCACAUAGAACGAUCGAUUCAGCGCCAGCGAACAACGCGAAUGGCACCGUCGAGGCUGACAGUAACAAUAAUGGACAAACGGCAGCCAGUCUCCAUCAGUUGCUGUACCCGUCCAACGAGGAGUAUCCUCCGACCUCUUCCUCGGGGAAUCACGUUUCCUCCUCCCAGCAAGUGAACGAACUCAACGAGGAUUGCCGCUUUCAGUGCGUUCUUGCCGCGGCCACGAGCAUCGCGACGAAAGUCAACGAGGAGACGCUCACCUACCUAAAUCAGGGGCAAUCGUACGAGAUCAAACUGAAGAAACUAGGCGACCUGUCCGCUUAUCGCGGGAAAAUUCUGAAGGGACAUCCGACCUUUUUGUUUCAGUCGACGAUACGCAUAUGCUUCCACGAGAGGCGACUUCAAUACACGGAACGGGAACAGAUGCUUGCUUGGCAACGCACAAGACCCGGUGAAAGAUUGUUGGAGGUUGAUGUACCCCUUAGUUAUGGGAUGGUGGACGUAUGUCAACCGUCUCCGUCCAAUAAUAGCGUGGAAUUCAUGUGGGAUCCUACCAAGGAAGUUGGCGUUUACAUAAAGGUAAAUUGUAUCAGUACUGAAUUCACGCCAAAGAAGCACGGCGGAGAAAAAGGCGUGCCAUUUCGAAUCCAAGUAGAAACACGGCUGCCAAGUGGACCACGUCUGCACGCCGCUUCUUGCCAGGUGAAAGUCUUCAAAUUAAAAGGAGCCGAUCGAAAGCACAAACAAGAUCGAGACAAAAUUUUGCGACGACCGCCGCACGAGCAGGACAAGUACCAACCAAGCUACGACUGCACGGUUCUUUCCGACAUUCCUUUAGAAUCUUUAUCGUCCACUUUGAUAGCACAGAACGGAGGGAGUCCUUACGCUUCGACGGAGGCAGUAUCACCCCAAUCUCGCUCGACCAUAAGCGGCAAUACUUCGCCUGUGGUUGCACCGUUGGCACUUUCUGUUUCCAAUCCCGGUAUCGUACCGCUGGUCCCUGCCUCGGACGCCGUCAAGGAAAACGUGGGAACAGCACCAGCUCUGCCAUCGCCCGCGGCACUCUUGCCAGAUCAGUCCUGCAUCAAAGCAGAAGUUAGUUUGCCCGCACAGAAUUCUGACAGCCCGCAGCAACUGGUACCGAUGAAAAUCCAAAGGGGAUCGUCGUAUUUGGCACCAUUGUCACCUGAUGCUACCGCGACUCAGACGAAUACGUGGCUCCGUGCCGGUCGAUUCAGCGCCUUCGAAUCAACGUUCGCGAGUUUCUCGGCCUCGGAUAUAUUGCGACUUUCUCGAGACGACUUGAUCCAAAUCUGCGGUCUGGUCGAUGGCAUCCGAUUAUUCAACGCGCUCCACUCGAAGGCGCCAAACCCGAAACUUACCCUGUAUUUCUCGCUGGAAGACAACGGUUCACUGUGGAGGGUCGCCUACUUGGACAGCUUGACUAGCAGCGCCUUGAUGAACAAGCUCCUGAACACUUUAAAGUUACCUCAUGAUCGACUUCAUUCUGUGCUCUUCCUUGGCCCCCAGGGUAUCCACGUUUUAGUUACCGAUGAAUUGGUAGCGAACAUGAAAAACGAGAGCAUGUACUUCGUUGAAACUAUCAAAGAUAACGCGAGCGAACGAUACAAGCUACUAUUGAAACCAUCGUCGCAUCCUUAAAGCGUACAUCGAUUAAUAAAUUAAUUGCAAAACUGGGUAAUACAAAUCUACCAUAGGUUUUACAUUGCCAAAUGCAUCUGUGAUUUGACGGAAAAUUGUUACAUAGGGAAGCAUAAGGGCGUUUAUUACGCAAACAUAAAUUUAAUAGAAUUUUAUCUUUUUCUAUGCGUAAAUUACGUUGGAAAUUUUAGGAAAAUUUUAGAAAAAUUUUUUGGAGUCGUUUAGUUAUUUCCCGAUACAAAUCGUACAGAUGAACGUACGUUUAAUUUUUAGUUAAUGUUAAAUAACUGCGCGGUCGUUUUUAAAUAAAUAAUUUUCUUUUUAACGGCGAUAGGUUCAACGAAUAUAAUGACUUGUUUGCAAACUAAAGGAAAAGAAGGAAAAUCAAUUCUUACUCUAUAUUUAAUACUCAUUAGAAGGUUUCAGUAUAAUCAUGUUCCGAAAGUUAUUUAUACUUUUGACAUUAAACAAAUGAGUUGUUUUCAGCAUUACAAAAAUACAUAUGUACAUAUAACAGAUAUAUAUUUUAUAUGUAUUACUUUACAUGGAAUUC
Messenger RNA from Colletes gigas, 3265 nucleotides. It is a transcript of the gene gem, whose product is annotated as transcription factor CP2-like protein 1. Gene Ontology annotation, biological process: regulation of transcription by RNA polymerase II. The transcript is spliced from 12 exons. Bases 445 to 2712 code for a protein of 755 amino acids. Gene Ontology annotation, cellular component: nucleus. The record is from RefSeq and is a predicted model, not a curated record. NCBI's taxonomy places the organism in Eukaryota, Metazoa, Arthropoda, Insecta, Hymenoptera, Colletidae. Gene Ontology annotation, molecular function: RNA polymerase II cis-regulatory region sequence-specific DNA binding; DNA-binding transcription activator activity, RNA polymerase II-specific.